Cydia strobilella is the source of this 3048-nucleotide messenger RNA. RefSeq names its product nose resistant to fluoxetine protein 6-like. Gene Ontology annotation, molecular function: acyltransferase activity, transferring groups other than amino-acyl groups. Bases 111 to 2006 code for a protein of 631 amino acids. The transcript has 13 exons. Lineage: Eukaryota; Metazoa; Arthropoda; Insecta; Lepidoptera; Tortricidae. The record is from RefSeq and is a predicted model, not a curated record.
AGCCAAAUAAGAUAAUUCGCCGUAAAAGUGCUUUUAAAGAACAUGUACAGUGUUUAAGUUUAUUCGAAAGUAUUUUUUAUGGUUUUUUUACUGAUUAAAGUGAAGUAAAAAUGUUACGCUACGUUUUGUUUGGAUUAGUGUUGCAGCAGGCUUCAGGGGUCAUAUAUAAAUUGACGCCCCAGGAGUAUGACGCGCUGCCCAAACUGACGAAUGUAGACGAGUAUGUACCAUGCAUGAGCGUCCCUGGCGAUGCCUACUGCUUUGUCAGCGCUCAACUUCACGGGAAUCUGUCGGACCCCUUGUAUCAUACGUUGGUGGAAUAUUCAGCGAAUACCAUAACUCAUUUCGAUCACACUCACAUACGCCGUGGUAUUUGUCCAAAAAAAACCUGUGCACGCCACAUGCAUACGUCUACAAACUUGACCGAAGUGGUCGAAGCUUGCCUCAACGAAUCUCUGACCAGAGAUUAUAGUUUGACCGCCAAAAUAUUCGAAGCGUAUUGUGAGGACUACUCAAAAGAGUCGAAAUUGGACAGUGGGGAUUAUACAUUCGCGGUGGUCAUCUUGGUUUUACUAGGACUUAAUUUACUGGGGAGCUUUUACGACUUUUUCUGUGAAAAUGGGAAAAAUAAGUUGGUUGGCAAAUGUCUUCUGUGCUUCUCUGUGAGACGAAACUGGCAGCGCCUGGCCGCCCCCGGGAGUGCCAGCCCUAUGCAGCGACGGAUUAAAUCCAUCCACAGCUUCAGAACGAUCACUGCGCUCUUGGUCAUCCUCGGUCAUUCGCCUAUUCCCAGUAUUUUAGUAGGCGCAGACCCACAAUUUAUGGAAGAGACCUACCAUAACAUUCUAUUCCAUAUGUUAUACAACGGGACCCUGAUAGUCCAGACCUUCUUUAUGAUCUCUGGUUUUCUGAUGGCUUACAACAUGCUGUUGUCUGAACAGAAACGUCCACUGAGUUGGCUGAACCUACCUAAAGGUGUACUUUUGAGGUGGUUGAGAUUGACUCCACCCUAUGCCCUAGUGAUGUUUUUUGUUAUGACCUGGAUGAGGCAUUUGAGUGUGGGUCCUUUUUAUUUGAAAAGUGUAACGUCCGAAGCGGUCGCCUGCCACCGUGACUGGUGGCAACAUUUGCUGUAUAUACAUAACUAUAUCGACCACUCGCAGUGCAUGGCUCAUGCCUGGUAUUUGGGAGCCGAGUUCCAGCUCAGCAUACUUGGUCUGUCGGUCUUCUGUGUGCUGCACAGCAACAGGGUUCGGAAGAUGGCCAUCGGAGCAGUGGUGGUGGUGGGCCUCAUCACCCCCGCUGUCUACACCUACGUGCAUGACUUGCAUGCUAUUCUGAUCGUCUCCCCAGAAGUGGCAUUAAACUUCUUCGUGGAAGACCCGACGUUCAACAAUCUGUACAAGCGAGGGCACACCAAUCUCAUCUGCUACGGUCUCGGGCUGGCGAUGGCUUACGCUGUCUACAAUUUGAAGGAUAGUGACUUAGGAUCCAAGAGAUACAAGGCAUACCUGCCGCUGUACUGGUCGCUGUUCCCCCUCAUGCUGGUGAUCGUGCUGACUGGCUACGUAUUCUACAUCGACGGCAUCAUCAUACCAAUCGGCGUCCGCGUCGUCUACUCCAGCGCGAUCAAGUUCAUAUUCGGCUUUGCGACCGCAGUCUUCAUUUAUCUGACUAUUGUGAAAGUCGACAGAGCGUUCCGUGGGUUUCUAAACUGGGGCGGAUGGGCCCGCAUCUCCCGACUCACGUACUUCGCUUACUUGGUGCACAUCCCUAUUCUGCGCUUCGGCACCGGCAAUGUUGGUGUGUUGGUCCCUUUUGGCGUGUUUUGGAUUCUCACAAACUCGCUGUCAUGCAUCUGCAUGGCGUACGGUCUGGCAGUUCCUCUCUUCAUUAUGGUGGAGAGUCCACUGGCUGAGCUGGUCAAGGUCACCUUGGUGCCGCAAGCCAGGCCUGCAGCCUUGGAAGUCAAGGCCAGCAAGGAGACGGUUGAAAUCAAGCUUUAGCUGCUACCAAAGAUUUAUAGAAGAUAAGGCCCAGUAUGUUCGUGUUCUUCUCUCACUCUCACUAAGCGUAACCGUGAGCGAGAUGGAUGUACGUGCUCAGGCCCCGUAGACAACAUGCCAAUCGCUAACGCUCUGUAGCGAACGAAACGCAACUGUCACUGUCACAUUAAUAUGGAGGAGUGACAGAGAGGCACAAAGCGAUUCGAUGGCGAAGCGAUAGCGAUUGUCACCUUGGCUAGGAAGCGGACCGCGGUUAUCAUGUUUUUGAAUUUUAGUUUUUUGUGAUUUAAUAAUAAAAAUUGCUCAUUUUUAGUGUUCCGUGCAAAACUUUGUUUUGACAAACGGAACACUUAUGGGAUCACUUCGGUCUUGCAAAUCAUUUAAAUGCGUUUUUCUCAGAUACCGUUUCAGGUAUCUACCUAAAAUUUGAAACAGUUAUAGAAAUUACCACCACUAAUAUUGUAAAUAAGUCAAAGUCGCUUAUUUCUUAUUUUGGGGGGAAAUUUAGAGGGUUGAGAGGGGUAACCAGAUUAUUUAUUUUAUUUGUAAGAAUCGUGUCGGGUAAGAAGCUUAAUAUUCGUCUCUGUCCUGGGAAUUUUCGCAAAAAUUAUAGCUAACAGGCAGCUAACCAGCCAGUAACCAACUAAAACGAGCAUGAAGACGGCGGGAAAAUUAUCAGGAUAACCUUAACUUUACUAGUUUUUUGACUGCAGCCUGAUCUUAGGUUACUUAGGGAAUCAGUACUUGGUAACUCCGUACUUUAUAAUGGUUGACCUAUACCUUAAAAAAGCAACCUUAUACUAAUAGAAAUGUUUAAAUUUAGAACGGGAUUUUUCACAUAUUUAACUCAUUAAUAGUAAAUUUGGUUGUGGAAUUUAUAUGUGCAUAGAGUUACUAAGUCGUAGAUCCUUUUUCUUUCGUAAUAAUGUAAUAAUGGAAAAUAUGUAAAGAAGUAAACUCAAAUUUCCCUUUUGCAUAUUUGCAUUUAAAAUAAAUAUAAAUGUAUCCUUUUAGCUUUGUUUAGUUUCUUAAAACAUACGGA